Molecule: messenger RNA, 3065 nt
Organism: Phyllostomus hastatus (greater spear-nosed bat)
Lineage: Eukaryota; Metazoa; Chordata; Mammalia; Chiroptera; Phyllostomidae
Gene: MAP10
Product: microtubule associated protein 10
Exons: 1
Coding region: 99-2837 (912 amino acids)
Biological process (GO): cytoplasmic microtubule organization; mitotic spindle midzone assembly; positive regulation of cytokinesis
Cellular component (GO): mitotic spindle pole; mitotic spindle midzone; centrosome
Molecular function (GO): microtubule binding
Source: RefSeq, a predicted model, not a curated record
GCAGGCGCAGGCGCUGGCUUCCCUCUGUCUCUCGCGAGAACCGAGAGCUUCACUUUCCCCUUCGCGGAAACAGCGGCAGCGUCUCCCGGGCAACAGCAAUGGCGGCCCCCAUGUCCGAGCGGCUCUUCUCGUUGGAGCUGCUUGUAGACUGGGUGCGUCUGGAAGCCGGACUGCCGCUGCCGCCGCGGACGUCCGUAGUCGAGGCGGAGGAGGAGCUGGACCAGGAGGAGGGGACAUCGCCGCCGCCCCUGUCGCGCUCCCUGUGCCCUGCGGUGGCCUUCCGCCUGCUGGACUUCCCCACGCUGCUGGUUUACCCUCACGGGGGCCCCGCCACGCCCGCCCCGGAGCCCCGGCCCGGCCUGCUCCGCUUCGGUCGCGGCAAGUCCUGCCUCUUCCGCCUUCCCCCCGCUACCCUGCGCCGCCGGCUCCUGGAGACACCGCUUUACUCCUUGCUGCUUCAUCUGCCCCCCGGACAGCCCACUCCUGCCCCGAAGCUCCUGGGCACCUGCAGCAUCUCGCUGGCCGCUGCAGCCCGCGAGGUCCUGGGUCCAGUCACCUCUGGCUGCUCCCACGGCCAUCGAGGAAAUUUCCCUCUGCAUAACCAUGUGGGGGAGCGCAUUGGGGACAUUUCGCUGACCUACCGCCUGACUGACCUGGGGAGCAGUUUGCUGGGCCAUCUGCGGCGGCCCAUCACUUCCACAGAAGGUGGAGAGGAGGGUGCAGAGGCGUGGGAGGCAGCGGUGGUCCGGUCCCAAGCCCAGCAGGAAAAGCAGCUGCAGCAGCUAGACUCACACCCAAGCCCAGGAAAAACUGAUAGGACUCUGCGGAGUUUAAAACCCGCAAAGGCCCAGAAGGAUUUGAAAGAAACAGUUUUCCACACUAAGGCCAACUCUGAUAACACGGGUCCUGCGGAGAAUGGCAAGACCAGCCCUGUUUGUUCAGACGAGAGUGGUGUGGGGCGUGUGAGCUCCCCAGAUCAGGAAGUGUCAGAGUUGGACCUUGAAACGAACACAUUUUGCCCCCCUCCUCUGUAUUACACUCACAUGACCCAAGAAAAGAGGCCUCCUGUACAGGGUAAAAUCACCAUUAAGCCUCAAGUGCAUGUACCUGAGGAGCUGGAUGGUACUUUUCUGGAAGAAAAACUCAUAAAUCCCACAACACCUACUAAUCUUCUAAAACAUACAGCUUCUGCAGUAGAACAUGAGAGUCCUGCAGUGCUUAGUCCUCCACAUGUUCAGGAUGUAGCAGCAAGUAAUCCAAAUACAUGUCACCCUGACACUGAGCCAGGUAGAAUUAACGCCAUAAGGCAGUUGCCCUUGUUAAACGCGUUGUUAGUUGAGUUGUCCUUGCUGUACAACCAACCUGUGGCAAGUCCUACUCAUAUACACCCUCACUUAGCCUGGUUAUACAGACCUGAGGAUAAGAAGUUGCCAGAACCUUCUGCCAAAUCCACAGGCAAAUCCGAAUCAAAGAAAGAUAAGCUUUCUGUGGGGGAAAACGAGAAAUCACUGAGUCUGCCGUGUAAAAAGAACCAGGUUGAAAAUCUCAGGAAAGGUAAAUAUUUUGAAAAGAACAAUGAGGCCCCUGAAAAAAGAGGUCCAAGGGGGAAGCUAUUCUAUGGCUUAACAAAUACACUCAAACUCCGUUUAAAGCAGACAAAUCCUGGUAUGUUGGUGGUGCAUGAAAAGAGAGAACAGUAUAGAAAGAUGCAAACACAAAUGUUAGAUGCAAAACUCAGAAUUCCAUUCUCCAAAGUUAAAAUAUCGAACUUUGCAGAACAGCAUGAGAAGCCACGUCAACUGCCUAAAGAAAAGUGUUUAGAUUCAGACACAUCUUUUGCUAAAAAUAGUGAUUCCUCAAAGCCAAUCAAUGGGGUUGUUGAUGACCCCAGCACAACUAAAGAAACUGAACUGAAAUGUGCAACUGAAAAGACAGUUAGCUGUGGAGAAAACAGAACCAGCAAUGGUUCAUUGGAAAAAAUUGUGAGUCCUGCAGAUUCUAUUAUGCAAGAAAGAUUUGCUCAUCUAAAUAUUUUGGAAGAAAAAGUGGAAAUGAAAGUCGAAAGUCCGUUUGUUUCCCAGCAGGUUGCAGUUGUUGACAAAAUUGUAAUAGAUAAAGAAAUAGAUAAGAAGCAGGUCAAAAUUACUGGUAAUGACACUCUCACUGCAGAUGUGAGUGGCGGUAAGCCAAGGAAAAAUAGUUGCUCUGAAAGCAUCUCAGAACUAAAAUACUCAGAUGACUUCACCAGCCCUUGCUAUUCUGAAGAUUUUUAUACUUCCGAGGACACCAGCAGAAUUUUGCAGGCUCACGAUGGAAGACCAGGGGCAGAAAACCCAACACGUAGUCAACAUACAAGUAAGUCUAGCGAAGCGAGAGUGUACAUAAGGAGAAACAGCAGUGAAAAGAGUUUUGUUCUCAGCCCGCCAUUUUCAGCUGGAUCGCCAGUAUACUCAUCUAAAAGAGCUCCUAUUUCAAAGACUCAGGAUGAAAGUUUGGAAGAAGCAUCUACUGUCUCUACUGAUGACUUAUCUUCAUAUUGGACUGAGGAGAAAGAAAACCAGGUAGACCAAACUAGUACGCAUCAUUCUAAAGUUAGGAAGAGGGGUCAAGACCUCUCUAUUAAACUUAAAACACCAACUGAUUGCAAGUCUUUAGAAAAAAGCCAGUCAACUCGGACUUCUCAGGUGAGUUCUUACCUGCCAUCCAACCUGUCAGAACACAGUAAAUCGGAUCACUGUGAAGAAGACAGCGAUGAGAUUGGCUCCCUAAGCAUUUCCAAGCAAUGCAAAGAUAUUUGUGAGCUAGUAAUAAACAAACUUCCAGGAUAUACAGUGUAAAACUGUUCUUUUAAACAUGUUUCAUUUUUUACAACCCUUGUGUAUAGUUAGUGAAACAAUUUUUAAUAACUUUUUACAUUCCUUUUAUUCCAUAAAAAAUGGGAACGGUGUUUUUGAUUUUUAGUGUUCUACAUUAAAUCAGCCGGUAUUGAUCAUGAAAUUACCUUCACCUAGGUGAGAUCUAAGUUGUUUAAUUGUGUAAAAAUAAAAGUGUCUCUCUUCCUAAAC